This is a messenger RNA of Uloborus diversus, 5823 nucleotides long. RefSeq lists its product as uncharacterized. The transcript has 6 exons. The coding region runs from base 1 to 5823 and encodes 1940 amino acids. Gene Ontology annotation, cellular component: extracellular region. The record is from RefSeq and is a predicted model, not a curated record. Gene Ontology annotation, molecular function: chitin binding. NCBI's taxonomy places the organism in Eukaryota, Metazoa, Arthropoda, Arachnida, Araneae, Uloboridae.
AUGUCUUUAAAAUCAAGUUUUCGGGGAGUUAAUCAGUUUGCUGUGUCCCUGGCUGAGCUUGCCACAUCGAGUCCGUGGUAUCCGUCUGGGCCACCACCAAAUCAUCUCAAAUCAUCACAUGAUGAGAAAGAAGCUUUGAAGAAGGUCCUUCCCCUCGUCACAUUCGACUGCAGGAGGAAAACCGGAUACUUUCCAGAUGCCAAAUUUAGCUGUGAAGUGUUUCACUACUGCAAGCCAGAUGGCACCAGAAACACUUUCCACUGUCCCCCGCAUUCCCUCUUCAACCAAUUGACGAUGGUCUGCGAAGAGAAGACAGUCCACAAUGUAAGACUUUGCAGAGAGGGCUCCAUCAACCAACAGAAGUCUUCGAAGACAGAUGUGCCACGAAAGAAAGGGGUAGAUAACAAACCGAGUGAUUCCCUGAAGACAAGUCCUAGUCCAAUCUUUAAAACACCAUUCACUCCAAUUGUACCUGGAGAAUCCAUCAAAUCUAUUAUGACUCUUGAAGAGUUGCUAAGUUACAUGAACGGUGGACAUGGCCGUGAUAAAGAGCCGAUGUUCAUUUCGUCUUUCCAAAAAGCAGGGUCAAAUCAAGCAAAGUAUGGUGGUAAGUUGGCAGUAAGUAAUCAGGAAAAACGAAUUACCAAGCCAAAACCGAUAGAAACUACAACUAAGCUUGCUGACAUUAAACCGACAGAAAGUACUAGUACUUCUCCUCUGGUCAGUCUCAUUAGUACUUCUCCGACAGAAACGUCAAAAUCUGAGGAUUACGAAGAAGUAUCAGCAGAGUAUGAUGCCAUUGAAGGACGCAAACCUAGGAAACACAAGCGGGUGGGAAAAGUGUUUGACGUCAAAAAAGAACAUCUACCACAGAAAGUUCACUCUCAUGUGUCUAUUCGAUCAGCCUCUAACGGUCCUUCAGAAGAGGAAGUGACACCUACCGAGGGUUCACAGAAUGUCACCUCUCCGAGGCUCUUCUCUGCAGAUCGCAGCAGAGCCAAGGAAUUCCGGAAAAGGAGGAAGAAUUCGAACAGGCGAAGAAGGAUUCAGGUCGAGAGUCAGAACGCCACUGAAACAACCACUGAUGGACUUCUGAUGACCAGUCCCAUACCACAAACUGCCCGACAAGACAGUACCGACAAUAGCUCCCAAAGCAUAAUGGCCGAAGAAUGGCAGGGGUUUACGAAGCCUGAGAAAGUGGAGCCUUACACCCUCCCACCUCUUCCGAUGCCAGACGAACUUCUUCAACCAACUACCAGGAGCAGAAACGGAAAUGAAGAGCCAAGGAAUCCGUGGCAAAAAACAACUCAACCCACAGCUGAAGAUCUAUCGACAGUCAAAUUUGGUGAAAAACUUUCUGAAAACGACAAUCAUCGUUACCAACCUAGCCCCGAGCAAAUGAAAGGUCAAGCCGGACCAGUUGAAAAUUUUGAAAUAAAGGAAAUUCCACGAGCUUCUGACAUAAGUUUUGCGGAUAGUCUCGAAGAAACUGCUUCGGGUCAUACCAAGUCUCCAAAGUCAGAUGAAAAAGAAAUUCACAAAAAAUCACGAAAAAAUAAGAAAUACCAAGAGACCCAUCAACCCACAUCGAAUUUAGAGCCUGUGUUCGAUGACAAGUCCCAUCACACCACCGCACCACAAGAUCUUUUCCCUCCUCCUCCAGUAGCUCAAUCAAGGGAGCAACAAGUCAUAUACUCACAACAGAUCCUGGAUCAGAAAGACACAACUGCGGAAACGCUGGAAACAAGACCUGAGACAACUAAAUCACCAAAUGAAGAUGCUUUCCGAGUCACAAAGCCGUACGUUGGUAAAUACCAAACAAGCGUGAAAGAGCUUGCCGACAUCGAAGAACAGAGAUGGAAAAUCAGUUCUGGAAAUAAAGCACAGAGCAAGAAAGUUGAGGUUGGAUCAACAUUCAACAUGAAUACCGAUAUUCCUGAGACAACUACUAACACUGAAUUUCAAGUGCCACCGACAACAGAGACACCAGCUACUAAUAGUGUAUACGAUACUAAGGAGUGGCAAAAGCACACAAUGGCACAUCAACACCUGUCCAAGUUAAUGAACGACUUUUUCGCCAUGUCUGCUUCAAAUGCACCCGGAAGAAUUCAGUUAGAUUCCAAGAACAGUGGAGAACAAGCAUUCAUCCCGAAUUAUAGAAUUCCAGAUGAGGAUCUUUAUGUAGGAGCAGAAUCUGUUAGAGAUGAACUAGAAGAUUUACCUCCAGAACUUCUUGAAGUCGUUGAUUUACUAACAGGCCGAGGAGAAGAUGAUGAUCUUAAACCACAAGGCAGUCAUGAAAUUAUAAAAAUCAAUGGACCAAUAACCGAUGCUCACUUGAGAAAAAUAUUUGCUGAAGAAAAGUUUGAUGUGGAAAAGCCCCAGAAAAAAUCAGAAAAUAGAAUUUUUAAGAAAAUUGUUGUAGUCCCGGAGGAAGAUAAAGACGAUAUAAGGGAUAUUGAUGAUAUAUCGGAUUUUGCUUCAUUAAGACUUGAACCGCUGUUGAAAAAAGUAAUUUCGAAAGAAAAGUCGAUCUCUGUCGUACCCUUCAAAAAGGAAAAUUUCAGAGCUCAGUCACCUACAGUUUUAAGUGCAAAAAAGGUUCCGGUUCGUGUGCUUUAUAGAGAGCAUGUGAGUGAAUCGAGACAUCAAAAAGUUCCAUACAAACCAGAUGUUAAAAUAGUAAGAUCACAAUUACCAUCUCCGAGUUUACAAGUCAUUCACAAUGGAAGGUUAGCACAGAGUCGUCAGAUGAAGUAUCCAAUGCAACAGCUACAACAACCUACAGUUGUCUUGCAUCCACCUUCAAUAUAUCCUCCACAUCCUCCCCCACUUAGGAAACGCUUCCCUGUACCACCCUACCCCUUCGGAGGUAUCAGAGCCACACCACACAGAACAAGAUAUGUUCCUAGACGAAGAAAGCGCUCCAUAAUGAGUAGAUUACGUAGGCAGAUCAGACACAAUCAUCAGCAUUUCCUACCAUAUUCAAGUCCAGUAUUUCCUGCGUAUAAUCCUAAAUUUGUGCCAACAUUUUCACCUUUCAAAAACAUUCUUAGUAGAAACGUAAUGCAUGCAUCGGGUACCCAUUUAGCACCCUUUAGAUAUCCUGGAUUUCAAAUACCGAAGCCUUCAUAUAAUAGGCCCCACAUCUUCCCCCAAGCCCACCCAAGACCAGCUCCUGUACAGCAUGUUACUCGAAACGGACAUCAAACAGUCAUUGUAGAGGAGGUACCUGUUCCAAUCCCUGUCGAGGUACCAGCACCUAGCAUGAUGCGCCCUUCGCUAACCGGACCGCAGCAACCAAAACCUCUGAACGCAUAUCCUCCUAUUCCUUUUAGGUCCCCAUCAUCUCCAGCUAUUCAGACACCACCCCUAAUUCAAAGACCGCAAAACCGAUUUCCGUAUCAAAAUAAUUACCGCCACUUCGGCAUGCCAUCGAAUAUAAGACAACCAACAUUGAGUUAUCAACACCCGGGGCCUUUCGUACCGCCAUUACCACAAAGUUUCACGAGUCAAGGUCAAGUCUAUGCACUCGGAGUGACAUCUAAACCGUUUGCACCAGUUAAACAAGUGCCUCCUCGACCACCAAGUAACAUACCGAGGAAAUUCCCUAGACCUUAUGAAAGCAUGGAUGGACUUAUUGAUAGCUAUCCCAACUUCCCGUACUUUCAAGGAGCUUCGACAACACCAAUAUCAAAUGAACCUGCUGUUGGUAGAUUGAUGUAUAGUGGAUACAAACCUCCAAAAUCUACUUUAGGCACCAAACCACCUAAAACCAGCUUACAUACAAAAAAAGAGCGAAAAGAGUCAUCUACAGAAGCGAAAAAUGCUUCUCGGUCAAAAACAAAACCAAGUUAUUAUUCGUACCACGAAACUCAAGCAACUCCAGUGCGAGAGCAUCGAAACAACUAUGACGAAAGCAAGCACAGAGGAAAUACCAUUUCAAAACCUAACAGUGAAAAUACAUCAAAAGACACUUCUGAAUUUAAAGCACCAACUCAAAAUCUGAGCACCAGCUUUUCAACAUCAUCGGAAGAAGGUGUGCCCCGAAAGCGAAGACCUGUAAGAAGACGAAAACCGAAACCUCAAAGUUCUACAACUGCAGGAACAAAUACCCUAAAUGAUAUAUCCCCUACACCACCUCCACCAGAACAAAUACCACCACCUCCAGCAGUUUACACCACUAAACCCGCCCAAUACGAAACUCCUGAACCUCCGCUGAGUUUUAGAGAAAACAAUAAGCCCCCCGAGACAAGUAGUAUCCUCUAUCCCCCUGCAGGUUAUUACGGUAAAGAUCAAUUAGGGCAGUUUUUCGAUUCAUCAGCAAAAAGUUACAAGAAAACCUCAACUCCAAAACCAUAUCAGCAAAAAUAUCUAGGAGAAAGUGUGGCAAGUGAUGAGCUCAAAGACUCAGUUGAAAGUUUUUCUGCUGAAUAUGGAGAUGAACCUGCUUUUGGUACAAGAUUGAAAUCAAAACCACGUACUCAGGCUAGAAGCAAAUCUUUAAAAGCAAGACAACCAAAUCCUUCUCAAACACAAAAACAAGAAGUUCGGACCAAUCCUAACAGUAAACUAGGCUCCAAUCAGGAACAAAUGAAAAAGCAACAGUACCCAGCUGAAAGGAAUAACGAUGCCAGUUUGAAUGAAAAAAGUAGAGAAACGAAAAAUAUGAUGCCGCCUCAAAGGCGUAGAAGACCACUUCCUCCAAGACCAAGAGUUCGUCCAGCAAACAUUCCAAUUUCUCAGCCUGAUCCCGGUGCACAUCACUUUAACUACCAAGAAACUCCAGGUGGCUUUUAUGCAGUGCCUAAGGGGUUACAAAAUUUCGUCGCACCUGGUCAAAGGGGGCCAUCUUCUUUCUCGGGUAGCACAGAUAUGUUUGGCAUUCCUCAUCCUGUCAUAGAUCAGAGCAUUUACUCAUUAAGGCCGCAUGAAACUCCGAUUGAUUUUAACCCGAAUUUCUUUUCAGUUCCUAAACACGUUGCUCAGCAGCAACAAUCGCCGCUGCAUAAUAUGAACAUCAAACCGAUACCGGAAUCAGCAAGAGGAUUUUUUACAGCUCCAGAUCCUUCAAAAUUUCAAAAAAAGAAAUCUGAAGAGAAGGAAACUCAAGAGAGAAAUCCCUCGGUCGAAUCAGCGAAUGAAAAUAACGAACAACAAAACUCUGCCACGAGAAAACUUCGAAAACCAAAAAGAAAAAACAGAUACAACCCGAGAGUUAAUGAGAACAAAGAGAAUAAAGAAAACAACCACUACAAGCAAUCCGAGGAGGGAAAUGUUGGGGAAACGACACCUUCAAACUAUAGAGACAGGACAACAACAUCAAGUACCACUUUUGAACCAAGAACAACAACAUUCACUGCCAGUUCCCCGAAUGACAUAAAAGAAUCAUCAGCUGUCUUCAAACAACGGCCACCACUCCUUCCAAAAUCACUGCCAGAAAUUUCAAAAUCUCUCCUGGAUGGCAAAAUAGACUUUCAAAAGCUAAAUGCCUCGAUAUCUACCUCAGUUUCGGUUUCAGGAGCUCUGCCUUCCCCCAAUAAUUCAGAAGAAAAUAAAAAAGUAUUUUCUUCCCAAAAUGGAGGUUUGGCUGUAAUUAAGAAAGGUCCAAAAAGAAAAAGAAUACGACAAAGAAUGACCACAACAACGGGUGUUCCUUUUCUCAAUGACAACGAAUCGAGUACUAACGCAAAAUAUGAAAUAGCUGCUAGUGUUUUAGAUAUCAUUAAAGCAACUACAGAAACAGAGAGACAGGCUUCUGGUUUUUAUUCUAACAAUUACGCCGACGAAAUCCCAUCUGCAUCUAAAGUGUCAAGCUCUUAG